AUGGGUGAAUUUUAUAAGACACUACUAUUAAUCCACGCCGUUGGAUUGCUUUCGAGUUUUGCUGGUGCGCAAUUGAUGUGCUUCCAUUGCGAGGAUUGUGAAAAUCUGCCGACGCAUGUGGUGCAGUGCGGACCUAAUCAACCUUUGCUCCCAUAUCCCGAGCCAGAGAUCACAACGAUAGUGCCGCCGACACUGCCAACGGUUGUGCCAGAUACCACCACUCCUCCAACUAUUCCAACGAUUGAGCCAGAUACCUCCACUAUUGUACCUCCUACAAUCCCUACUGUUGAACCAACGGAGACUACAACUAUAACCCCUCCGACACCUCCAACGGUUGAACCACCAGAAACUACAACACUUGUUCCUCCUACAAUUCCUACUAUUGAACCAACGGAGACUACAACUAUAACCCCUCCGACACCUCCAACGGUUGAACCGGCGGAGACUACAACUAUAACUCCUCCGACUCCUCCAACGGUAGAACCGACGGAGACUACAACUAUAACUCCUCCGACACCUCCAACGGUUGAACCGGCGGAGACUACAACUAUAACUCCUCCGACUCCUCCAACGGUUGAGCCAGACACCACCACCGUUAGUACAACGCCAGGUGAACCGAUCCUAACUCCUCCGACUCAUCCCACGUUCACGCCGAUGCCGCAAUCCACCACUCCCGGUGCUCCAAUAUUGACGCCACCAACUCAUCCAACUCCACUGCCGGGAGUUUCAACUCCAGCGCCGGGUUCCUUCGGACUAGCGAUUCCCAUCCCUCCAAACCCCUCACAGUACGCUUGCCUUUCCGUGCGACGCCAAGAAAACAACCGAUUGAUUGUCAGCCGAGGUUGUGCACCACUGAUGACCAGUGUACCGGAGACAUGCCAGUAUGUCACCAACGGUGGACACAACAGCUGCUCCGUUUGUCUUGGUUCACUUUGCAACGGUUUCAACUGA
This is a messenger RNA of Anopheles coustani, 951 nucleotides long. RefSeq names its product mucin-2-like. The record is from RefSeq and is a predicted model, not a curated record. The transcript has 3 exons. Bases 1 to 951 code for a protein of 316 amino acids. Lineage: Eukaryota; Metazoa; Arthropoda; Insecta; Diptera; Culicidae.